GACAACAUCUAUCAACCUACUCAAUGGCAACAAUAGCGAGGAGACUGGUGCUCUGCGCCCGAAGAUGUCCUGUCCCCACCGCUCCCCGCUAUACACCGCUGUCUGCGAUUCCCUGGCAGCGGCGCCUUUCCACCACCGCUCCUCGCCGCGAUGAAAAUCCCAACGACGAUGCGAGGGACAAGAGGCUCGAGGAGUUCACCAAGGGAAUCGAGCUCGAUGCAGACACUCAAGACGAAUCAGAUGACCAGGGCGUGCGGCGCUUUCUUGAUGCGCUAUCGACAGUGCACCCUGAUGCCUUGAUGAAGGAGCUGGACGCUAUUCCCGAGGGGUUCGACGACGACGCUGGCGAUGAAGUCGCUGGGGUGGACAGGGAAGCUUUGGGACGACUUUACGAGGAGUACGAUCAGGAGGCGCUCAGUGAUGAGGAAGAGUACAAUAUGCUCACCAAAGCGCCCGAACCGAGGGUUGGCAACGAUUUCUGGGAUUCUGGAGAGGAUGAGCAUUUGGGCGACGAAGACUACUUCGGCGACGAUAUAUCUGCAUUGGGCCAUGGAGAGCUGGAACAGCACCGCGAGCUGAGGGAAUACGCCAGACUCGCGGCGUGGGAGUUGCCCUUGUUAAGCAAGCUUGCCAGGCCAUUCGAGGUCCCAUCGACCUCGCAACCACUACGCUUCCGCUACACUACCUACCUCGGUGAAGAGCACCCAGCUGCGAAAAAGGUGGUCGUCGAAUUCUGCACCUCCGACAUGCCGGGACUUACCCAAUUACAAAGGGACAAGCUCAUCAAAAUGGCGGGGUCUCGAUAUAAUCCCUCGACCGACAUCGUGAAGAUGAGCUGCGAGAUGUUUGGAACACAGGCGCAGAAUAAGCGGUACCUACGGGACACCGUCAACAAUCUCGUCAAAGAGGCGCGUGAGGGCAAAGACACUUUCGCAGAUGUGCCCUUCGACUUCCGCCAUCACAAACCGAAGGCGAGGUUCGAGUUCCCUAAGGAAUGGAUCUUGACUCCAGAGAGAAAGAAGUAUUUGGAGUCCAAGAGGUUGCAUCAAUUGGAGCUAGAUUCAGGGUUGAAGCAAAGCGGCAACCUCUUGGAUGGCGCCAAGCUUGUGGAAAGAGUGCUAUCGAGUCAGGUGCAGAUCCCAGAACCAGAAAUGGUGGAGGCUGCUAGGGGAAAGCAACGGCUGCGGUAGUAGUCGAUUUGUGUAGAUGCAUGGAUGUAUUAUAGGAUUUUGGCGUCGCUUCAUGUACAGCAUGUUUGUAAAACACAUACACUGUUGUAUUAUCCACUAUCUCUCGAACUUCUAGUGAUAUCACAUAGAUCUUCCGAGUGCAGUCUUUUCUUAGCCGCCAACCCACUAAUAGACAUCGGUCAGCCAACUCCUACCAUCACGUGGUUGUUCUGGUGAUCAUUUGCAACGACGCAGCG
Molecule: messenger RNA, 1426 nt
Organism: Mytilinidion resinicola
Lineage: Eukaryota; Fungi; Ascomycota; Dothideomycetes; Mytilinidiales; Mytilinidiaceae
Exons: 2
Coding region: 24-1190 (388 amino acids)
Biological process (GO): mitochondrial translation
Cellular component (GO): mitochondrial small ribosomal subunit
Molecular function (GO): structural constituent of ribosome
Source: RefSeq, a predicted model, not a curated record